Messenger RNA from Strongyloides ratti, 1737 nucleotides. Its product is annotated as Alpha-1,3/1,6-mannosyltransferase ALG2. Bases 1 to 1737 code for a protein of 578 amino acids. The transcript is spliced from 5 exons. The record is from RefSeq and is a predicted model, not a curated record. Gene Ontology annotation, molecular function: alpha-1,3-mannosyltransferase activity; GDP-Man:Man(1)GlcNAc(2)-PP-Dol alpha-1,3-mannosyltransferase activity; GTP binding. Lineage: Eukaryota; Metazoa; Nematoda; Chromadorea; Rhabditida; Strongyloididae.
AUGUCACAACCUUCUCGACAGAUAAAGUGUGUUAUUGUUGGUGAUGGAACUGUUGGUAAAACUUGUAUGCUAAUUUCAUAUACAACAAAUUCAUUUCCUGUUGAGUAUGUUCCCACAGUAUUUGAUAAUUAUUCUACUCAAUUGACUUAUGAUGGAAAUACUGUUAAUCUAGGGCUUUGGGAUACAGCUGGUCAGGAGGAUUAUGAUAGAUUAAGACCUUUAAGUUAUCCACAAACAGAUGUAUUUGUGCUAUGUUAUAGUGUUAUGUCACGAGUAUCUUUUGAUAAUGUUGUUAAUAAAUGGGCACCAGAAAUAAGAUUACAUUGUCCAGAAACUCCAAUUAUACUUGUUGGUACAAAAAUAGAUUUACGUGAUAAUCCUGAAGCAAGGAAGACACUUGAUACAGAGAAUCAUUUACCAAUAUCAAAAUCACAAGGUCAGAAGAUGGCUAAUAAGAUAAAAGCAGUUGCCUAUCUGGAAUGUAGUGCUUUAACACAACAAGGACUUAGACAAAUUUUUGAAGAGGCUUAUUAUAUUUUAAAAAAAAAUAACAAGAAGAUGAAAAUAACAUUUUUACAUCCUGAUCUUGGAAUUGGUGGAGCAGAAAGAUUAAUUGUUGAUGCAGCAAUAGCUUACAAAGAAAAUGGUCAUACAGUAGAUAUUGUUACAAAUCAUUACUCAGAAGAUCAUUGUUUUGAAGAAACUAAACAGUUUAAAGUAACUACGAUUAAUAUAUUUCCACGUUCUAUAUUUGGAAGGUUUGUAGCAUUGUGUGCUUACAUUCGAAUGAUUAUUGCAGCAAUAUGGAUGUGUAUAUUUAGAAGAGAUAGUGAUAUUUUUUUUGUUGAUACAGUAUCAGCAUGUUUACCUAUAUUAAAAUUAUUUACCACUUCCAGAGUUAUAUUUUAUUGUCAUUUUCCGGAUCAGUUAUUAACAAAACGGGAAAGUUUUUGUAAAAAAAUGUAUAGAUAUUUUUUGGAUGGUAUUGAAGGAUACACAACAGGAUUAGGUGAUGUUGUAUGUGUUAAUAGUAAAUUUACAGAAUCAAUUGUUAGAGAAACAUUAACUCCAUUAAAGGAUAGAGAUUUGGAGAUAGUUUAUCCUUCUUUAAAUACAAAACAUUUUGAUAAACAGGAAGAAUGUGAAAUUGAAAUUAUUCCAAAGAAUGCUGAACAUAUUUUUGUUUCUAUUAAUAGGUUUGAAUUUAAGAAAAAUGUUGAGAUUGCUUUAAUGGCAUUAGAUUGUUUAAAAAUGGAAUUGACAGAUGAUGAAUUGAGUAAAGUUUGUGUUAUUAUAGCUGGUGGUUAUGAUAAAUUAAAUAAAGAGAAUGAAGAAAAUUAUGAAUAUUUAAGGAGAUUAGGAAAGAAUCUUGAUAUUGAUUCUAAUAACCUAAUUUUUAUGAAAAAUCCAACAGAUCAAGAAAAAGUUCAAUUAUUAAGAAUGUGUAAAAUGUUAAUUUAUACUCCAUCAAAUGAACAUUUUGGUAUUGUUCCAGUUGAAGCAAUGUAUAUGGGAAAAGGUGUCAUAGCAAUGAAUAGUGGUGGUCCUAAAGAAACAAUAAAAAAUGAGGUAACAGGAUUCUUAGUAGAUGAAAAUCCAUCAGCAAUGGCAGUUAUAAUGAAGAUGGUUGUUCGUAAUCAAAUUGAUUUUAAAAAAAUGUCAAUAGAAUGUAAAACACGAGUAAAAAAUUUAUUUUCUUUCGAUUUAUUUAAAGAAAGAUUAGAAUCAUUGUUAUAA